AUGGACUUCGAGCUCGUCAAGCCCAAUAUGCCGAUGUCGCCAUUCGCAGGCAGCGUCGACUCCCUCCCCAUUCCAAGUCCGAUUAGGAGCGACGGCUUCUUGCGCACGGACAGCCCCGCGAUGUCGACGACGUCGGGCUCGAGUAGCCUCCGGAUCCCGAUGGACUUAACUCCGAACGAGACAAAGUCGCCCAAGGAGAUCAGCGAGAUGACGGCGCACCGGCACCGCGAGCAGCGCUGGAUCGCGGCCAUGGCGGCGAUCCCGGCUGCACAGAUGCGCAAGAGCAAGAAGAUUCGCAAGCUCGUGCUCGAGGGCGUGCCCGCGUCAGUGCGGUAUCAGGUGUGGGCGGCGCUGGCGGAUAGUAAAGGGAAGCGGAUGGACGGGCUGUAUCAGCGGCUCGCGCAGCGCGAGAAGGUGCCGGCGUUCGCGGAUAUCGAGCGCGAUAUUCGCGAGAGCUUUAUGGACCGGCCGGAGUUACAGGACGGAUCGCUCGCGAAGAUGCUACAGGCUUACCUGUGCAUGGUUCCGGACGUCCAGUACAGCAAAGGACUCGCCCUCAUUGCCGGACAGCUGCUUCUGCAGUCGCCCGAGGAGGACGCGUUCUGGACGUUCAUCUCCCUGAUGGACAGCCACCUCCGCCCGUACUUCUCGACCUCUGUGCAACUUGAGGUCGACGCGUCGCUCUUCGCGAAAGCGCUCGAGGCGAACGACCCCGCGUCUGCGAAGAAAGUCUUCGGCGAUAUGGCGAUCUCGCCUGCGGCUGUUUGUCGUCCAUGGUUCAUGGCCGUCUUCGCGGCGACGCUCCAGCCCGACUACUUGCUGCGCGUUUGGGACGUCUUCCUGUUCGAAGGUGUAACAUUCCUAUUCCGUGUCGGCCUCGCUAUCUUCGCCGGCUGUCGCCGUCUUGUUCUCCAGUCCACCUCCCCCGACGACGUACUCAACACGCUCUGCCAUCCUCCACCUACCGCGCUGCCCCUCAACCCCGAGGCGUUCAUCGAGCUCGCGCUCUCCGUCAAGCUCAAGGACGACGACGUUCGCAAGCAGCGCAACAAGCUCGAGGCGCAGGUCAAGCGGCGCACACAACCGCGCGCGUCGCCGCUCACCUCCACACCGACCAUCUCGCUGCCCAAAAGCUGA
Trametes versicolor FP-101664 SS1 is the source of this 1137-nucleotide messenger RNA. RefSeq names its product RabGAP/TBC. The transcript has 4 exons. The record is from RefSeq and is a predicted model, not a curated record. NCBI's taxonomy places the organism in Eukaryota, Fungi, Basidiomycota, Agaricomycetes, Polyporales, Polyporaceae. Bases 1 to 1137 code for a protein of 378 amino acids.